Messenger RNA from Prosopis cineraria, 1835 nucleotides. RefSeq lists its product as uncharacterized. The transcript is spliced from 3 exons. Lineage: Eukaryota; Viridiplantae; Streptophyta; Magnoliopsida; Fabales; Fabaceae. The coding region runs from base 649 to 1434 and encodes 261 amino acids. The record is from RefSeq and is a predicted model, not a curated record.
CCAUCAUUGUUAGUAAAUACGAUCCAAAAUUCCCUCCUAAGAGAGCCUGUACCAAUGAAAGCACCGACAAAUAAUGAAUUAAACGAUGAUAGAGCAAAUAUAUUAUAUUUUAAUUAUUUUAAAAAUAAAAUUAUUAUGAUAAAUAAUAUAAAAUAUCAGGUACUCUUCAAAAAAUAGUUCAAAAAUAAAACUGCACCAUAUCCCAUUAUAUUAAUGGUUUGUAGUUGAGAUGGGAAGGCAUAUUCAUUCCUUGUCCAUAUUUCGUAAUGCAAUUAGCAAUUUGAUUUUUUUUUAAAAUGUUAGAUAGUUUAUUAUUAUGAUCGAUACACUUGUGGUAGCGAUCAGAAAUAAGACGUCAAUGUUGACACCCCGAACACAAAAACAAGUGGGCUGGUAAGAGAAUAUGGAUUUAAAUAUUCUAAAGAUUGCCUCUUAAUUAUUUGCGACGUUCUUUAAAUUCAAGAGCUUGUGAUUCUCUCGCGAAACCAAAGCCUGUCUUUCACAUUUUUUAAUUUUUCCCUUCUCUCUUUCCCAAGAAGCUUUGGUUUCAGAAUGCAAAUAUUUUGAUCCAUUCCUUGUCAUUCUCAAAAAAGCUUUCUUGGGUCUGCAAAGUGAAGAUAAAUCCCAAGUGCUUUGACAGCAAGCAAUAUGAGCAAUAACGCAACCAAUCCAGUAACUCAGCCUCUCAUUCCAAUGUUGAAAGUGAAAGGAGCAAAUUAUGAUUUGUGGAGUCUGAGAAUGAAGACCAUGUUCAAGUCUCAAAGGCUAUGGAACUUGGUGGAGAAUGGAUUUGAAGACAACCAACCUGGCAAGCCUGAUAAAAAGUUGCAGAGGAAUCGUGACAAUGAUGCAAAGGCUCUGUUUUCAAUUCAACAAGCCCUAGAUGAUGAAAGUUUCCGUCUCAUUGCACCAGCAACUACCUCCAAAAAAGCAUGGGACAUUCUAAAGCAAGAAUUUGACAGUAAGGUUAAACUAGGCACAAGGAAAGAAGAGAAGAAGAAAGAGAUAGAAGAGGAAACUUGUAUAAACAUGGUAGAUCACUCUGAUGUGGGUAAGCAUGAAGCACCUAAACAAACAGGUGCAGAAGCGGAGAAGAACGAUGUCAAAACAAAUUUUGAGAAUGCAGUAUUAAUUGUGGUGGCUUUAAUCAUAACGCUGUCAUACCAAGCUAUGUUGAAUCCUCCAUCAACACUCAUCAAAGAGGGUACUGAAAUACAAUGGGCAUGCCUUACCAAUAGAAUAAAACAUGGCUUGAUAAAAGACAUGAAGAAUUGUCCAUCUAAAUUGGCUUUUGCUUUCUUGUUCUUCAACACUCUAAUCUUCUUUCAAUCCAUCAUCCACCUGAUCAAGACUUUGCGUGGCCGUCGUGCAUUCCUGCUGGGAGGGCUCGCAUGCUUAUUUUGUAAUAACGGUACUGAUAAUUGCAACGGAUAGAGAGAUGAUAACUGAUAUAUUAAAAAUCAGACGCCACAAUAAUCCCUUUGCGGCGUUUGGGGCAUGCUUCAUGAGAGGUAAGUUGAUGUUAAAAAAAUAAAUAAAUAUUAUAUAUACAUUGAUAAUUAUAAUUUUUUAUUUAAUAAUGUAUUUAAUAUUUUCGCCAUUUGCUUUCUUUUGAAAAGGAUGUGUUAGGUACGUGAGGGAAUGGUGGAGUUGAAUGUUCAACCCUAACAUCAAUAUGGUGGCUGCAAGAGACCAACCACGACUGCACAGAGUAUGAAUAAUACAUAUUAAGCUGGAAAGAGGAAGGCGAAUAAAAUGUGAUUUUGUUCUCUUCUUUAUUUUCAUAUCAUUUGGGUCGGUCAAGAAUUUUUGACUAUUUGCCCAUAGCCUUUUGG